Molecule: messenger RNA, 1835 nt
Organism: Aureobasidium pullulans EXF-150
Lineage: Eukaryota; Fungi; Ascomycota; Dothideomycetes; Dothideales; Saccotheciaceae
Product: S-adenosyl-L-homocysteine hydrolase-like protein
Exons: 2
Coding region: 80-1462 (460 amino acids)
Biological process (GO): L-methionine cycle
Cellular component (GO): cytosol
Molecular function (GO): adenosylhomocysteinase activity
Source: RefSeq, a predicted model, not a curated record
GCUGCUCCCCUUCCUUCCUUUCUCCUUCACACAUCUCUCUUUCCCUCCACCUCCCACCCCUCUUUUCUAUACCAUCAAUAUGAGUGCCCCCGCCCAGAAGUUCAAGGUCGCCGACCUCAGCUUGGCCGCUUUCGGUCGUCGCGAGAUCGAGCUCGCCGAGCACGAGAUGCCCGGUCUCAUGGCCACCAGAGAGAAGUACGCCGCUGAGCAGCCUCUUGCUGGUGCCCGUAUCGCCGGUUGCUUGCACAUGACCAUCCAGACUGCUGUCCUCAUCGAGACCCUCAAGGCCCUCGGUGCCGAGCUCACCUGGUCUUCCUGCAACAUCUUCUCCACCCAGGACCACGCCGCUGCUGCUAUCGCCGCUGGCGGUACCCCCGUCUUCGCCUGGAAGGGUGAGACCGAGGAGGAGUACGAAUGGUGCCUCGAGCAGCAGCUCAAGUCUUUCCCCUCGGGCAAGUCUCUCAACUUGAUCCUCGACGACGGUGGUGACCUUACUGCCCUUGUCCACAAGAAGUACCCCGAGAUGCUCAAGGACUGCUACGGUGUCUCUGAGGAGACCACCACUGGUGUCCACCACCUCUACAAGAUGCUCAAGAACAAGGGUCUCCUCGUUCCCGCCAUCAACGUCAACGACUCCGUCACCAAGAGCAAGUUCGACAACCUUUACGGCUGCCGUGAGUCGCUCGUCGACGGUAUCAAGCGUGCCACCGAUGUCAUGAUUGCCGGUAAGGUUGCCGUUGUCGCUGGUUUCGGUGAUGUCGGUAAGGGUUGCGCCCAGGCUCUCCACGCCAUGGGUGCUCGCGUCCUCGUUACUGAGAUCGACCCCAUCAACGCCCUCCAGGCUGCCGUCUCCGGCUACCAGGUCACCACCAUGGAGAAGGCCGCUUCCGUCGGUCAGAUCUUCGUCACCACCACUGGCUGCCGUGACAUCCUUGUUGGCAAGCACUUCGAGGCCAUGCCCGAGAACGCCAUUGUCUGCAACAUCGGCCACUUCGACAUUGAGAUCGACGUUGCCUGGUUGAAGAAGAACGCCACCUCGGUCCAGAACAUCAAGCCCCAGGUUGACCGUUUCCUCAUGCCUUCCGGCCGUCACAUCAUCCUCCUCGCCGAGGGUCGUCUUGUCAACCUUGGCUGUGCCACCGGUCACUCUUCCUUCGUCAUGUCCUGCUCCUUCGCCAAUCAGGUCCUUGCCCAGAUCAUGCUGUACAAGGCCGGUGACGAGGCUUUCGGCAAGAAGUACGUCGAGUUCGCCCGCGCCAACGAGGGUGAGGGUGUCGGUGACCUCAAGAACGGUGUCAUGCCCGUCGGUGUCUACGUCCUCCCCAAGAUCCUCGACGAGCAGGUCGCUCUUCUCCACCUCGAGCACGUCAACGCCGAGCUCUCCACCCUCACUGACGUCCAGGCCGACUACCUUGGUCUCCCCGUCGAGGGUCCCUUCAAGAGCGACAUGUACAGAUACUAGAUAUCUUGCUGUUUCUCUUCUCUCCAGCAUUUCCCGUUUCACUUUCUGCAUAGCAUGGAGGCUGUUGUCAUACAGUUCUCCCUGAUAUUCUUUUGUUUUUCUACAGCUUUUUAUGGCAGCAAAAAGAGGGUGCUAAUGAUUCAACAUGUGCAAUGAUACCAGGCGGGGCAAUACAAAAAGGGGCGAUGUGAUGGAACCAAACUCGACUUUAUUCUCUUUCUUGGUCCUCAACGGCUAGCAAGAAGGGACCGAACCCAAAGGCGAUGGUGUCUGGCGUUUUUCUCAUAUCUCUCACAUCACCAUUCAACCCUUUUUAGAAGGAUGGAACCCGCAUUUCAACUGCGUGGUCAAAAUCAAAAUUUCGAAGAUCCAG